GUAGUAAUUACCCCGUUUAACCCGCGUUAAUUACGCUUGUGUCCCUACGCGCGUCUCAAAGAUCUCUCUCUUCUCUGGAGAAAAAAUAAAACAAAAGAACAGCGUUCGCCGAGAGAUAUACAUACUCGGAUCAGUCGUCAAAAGCUUUGGAAUUUGAUACUUUUGAUUUUUCGAGAAUCUUGAAAAUCAGUCAUGGGUUCUGGAAAAGAGCGUGACACUUUCGUCUACCUCGCUAAGCUCUCUGAGCAAGCUGAGCGUUAUGAAGAAAUGGUGGAAUCAAUGAAAAGUGUUGCGAAAUUGAAUGUUGAUCUGACGGUGGAAGAGAGGAACUUACUCUCUGUGGGUUACAAGAACGUGAUUGGUUCAAGGAGAGCUUCGUGGAGGAUCUUCUCGUCGAUUGAACAAAAGGAAGCAGUGAAAGGGAAUGAUGUUAAUGUAAAGAGGAUCAAAGAGUAUAUGGAGAAGGUUGAGUUAGAGCUUUCUAACAUAUGCAUUGAUAUUAUGUCUGUCUUAGAUGAGCAUCUCAUUCCUUCGGCUUCCGAGGGUGAAUCUACUGUCUUCUUCAACAAGAUGAAAGGUGACUAUUACCGCUAUCUUGCUGAGUUCAAAUCAGGGAACGAGAGGAAAGAGGCUGCUGAUCAGUCUUUGAAAGCCUAUGAGAUUGCUACUACUGCUGCUGAGGCUAAGCUCCCUCCAACACACCCUAUCAGAUUGGGUUUGGCUUUGAAUUUCUCUGUCUUCUACUACGAGAUCAUGAACGCACCUGAAAGGGCAUGUCACCUUGCUAAGCAGGCGUUCGAUGAAGCUAUCUCAGAGCUUGACACUCUGAACGAGGAAUCCUACAAAGAUAGCACCUUAAUAAUGCAACUCCUUAGGGACAAUCUGACCUUGUGGACUUCUGACAUCUCAGAAGAAGGAGGAGACGAUGCUCAUAAGACGAAUGGUUCUGCCAAACCUGGUGCUGGUGGAGACGAUGCAGAGGUAAGUAUAAGAGAUUCCUUUACUCGGGGUAAAUCAAAUUAAAAUAAGCCGAUUUUGAUUCAAGAUUUCUUUGCUUAUGUUGCAGUGAUAUGAUAUGUGUGCACCUGGACAAUAUGUUUCAAGAACUGAAUGUGCGGUGAAUAAUAGUGAAAAGUAGAGUUUCUCUGUUCCCUAUAUCAUGAUUGUCUAUGUUACUUGUACUCUGGUUUAGCCCUAAAUGUCUCUCUGGUUUGAAUGUAUUGCAUGCCUGUCUCAGGACACUCUUAUUUGUAAUUCACUACUGUCGUCUUACUAUCUAUCCUUAUGGAUCCAAUCUUGAAACUUAUAUUCCUUCAUUUCUGAAUUGCUGAG
This is a messenger RNA of Arabidopsis thaliana (thale cress), 1332 nucleotides long. It is a transcript of the gene GRF9, whose product is annotated as general regulatory factor 9. Gene Ontology annotation, cellular component: cytoplasm; nucleus. The record is from RefSeq and is marked reviewed. Gene Ontology annotation, molecular function: protein phosphorylated amino acid binding. The coding region runs from base 193 to 1023 and encodes 276 amino acids. Lineage: Eukaryota; Viridiplantae; Streptophyta; Magnoliopsida; Brassicales; Brassicaceae. The transcript has 6 exons.